This is a messenger RNA of Acaromyces ingoldii, 1345 nucleotides long. RefSeq lists its product as hypothetical. Lineage: Eukaryota; Fungi; Basidiomycota; Exobasidiomycetes; Exobasidiales; Cryptobasidiaceae. Bases 159 to 965 code for a protein of 268 amino acids. The record is from RefSeq and is a predicted model, not a curated record. The transcript is spliced from 4 exons.
CGAAGAACCGCGAGUCCAUGUCGAGGGGCCAAUAUUAAUUCUUAACAUUUCUCCGACACGUGUCUCCGCCCUUGUUUCAUUGAUCACAUGACAUAGCACGUGAUUUGCCGGCCUUUUAGCUUCGGUCAAAACCUGCAAUCUCAUUGCCCCACUCCAUCAUGAACCUUCCAACGACCUAUUCCCUUACUUCCCGCCUUUGGCCGCACGAUGGCUUCCUUCAAAUCGUCGAUCAAGAGAACAACAGACUCGUGGGGCUGUCCAUCGAGUUCAUGAGAAAAGGGCAUGUGCUCACAUGGGACGACCGGCACGUACCUUUAUAUACGCUCCGUGACCUAUAUUCUGUAGAUGAUUCUUCGCUCGGGUGUAGCCCGACCGUCGGGCCGCGUUUACAAUAUGCGCACAGAGCACCAAGGCCGGAAUCAGAGCAUAGUACAAUGAGUGCAUCAUCUCUGACAGGCUCGAAUACCAACCAAGCUGCCUUCAGGCGAGCUCUUCUUGCGCGCGAUGGCGCGUGCCUUCUGAGUGAUAGGGUGAGAAGUUCUGUCGCCUGUCACAUUCUCCCGCAAAGUCGCCCGGAGGUGAGUGCAGCUCCAACUAAACCACGUAUCUCUCGUGAUUUACAUGAAGUCCUAUACUGUUCCAUUAAGUACUAUUCCGAGCUCUUGGGACAUCAACCUGGAUCAUACCACGAAGUCGAGUACGGUAUACUUCUUCAGAACGACCUACACCAUUCUUUCGACCAAGGAAAUUGGGCCCUAUUUCCUGAUUCUCGCGAUCAAUUUUCGCUUAUAGUCCACGUCUUUGCCGAUGUCAGGGCGAAGGAGUAUCACGGCAAAGUAUUGCGCCGAGAUAGAUUUCGGAUCGAUGACGAGAUUGAGCUGCCGCGACGGGACUUCUUGGCGUUUCACUAUCGGCAGUGCGCUGUCAUGCACGUUCGAGGCUAUUCUCACUUCCCGUCAGAAUGAACAGAGAUAUGGGCAUGCGCGAGCUGUGACUAGGGCGCUGCCUUCUGUGGUAGAUCUGUGUGCCUUUUCUCAAAAUGUUCCUGUCGGUCCUUGCCACGUCUCAAUCGUCGGGGGAAGGUGGAGCCGUCAGCGCGAGUCACAGCAAUGACACUCGCCUUUACGUGCUUGCGACUCCGGACGUCUGUGGUGGAAGUUCGGAGCAGACUGUUGAAUAUAGAGCGCUUUUUCCUUGCCGUGUUGAGCUUGGACAAGUGCUAAAGGGGAUUCGUCCACGCCAAAGAUGUUUGCAGCUGUCAAACUACACCCUGUGUCGACCUGCUGCAACUUGAAGAGAUAAAGGCCGCUUUUUUAGCAUGAGCGUGAGAUUCACGUAUCACGAA